This is a messenger RNA of Gasterosteus aculeatus aculeatus (three-spined stickleback), 3901 nucleotides long. RefSeq names its product MALT paracaspase 1 (gene malt1). Gene Ontology annotation, biological process: proteolysis. Gene Ontology annotation, molecular function: cysteine-type endopeptidase activity. NCBI's taxonomy places the organism in Eukaryota, Metazoa, Chordata, Actinopteri, Perciformes, Gasterosteidae. The record is from RefSeq and is a predicted model, not a curated record.
UAGAAGAAGAAGAAAGAAGUUUAAACACUGGUAACGCUGCCAGGCAGGAGUGUACGUAUGUGUACGUGUGGUAUGAAACAACAGGUGGGAUAUAAUUUGAGUUAAGCAGAGAAAUAUCGACAUUACAAAAAAUGUUGGCUGGUGACCGUGACUGUUACCGAAGAGCCGAGGAGCGUACUAAAAAAAAAGAAUCAUCGUUCCUUGGUGAUAUCUAUCUUGACGCGAACACAACCUUUGGCGAAGUGGCCCGGAUGAUCUUUGUAAGGGGGGAAGAGACCUGCGAAGUGGGCGUUUCCGUAUCGCUCUUUUAAAUUUCUUUCAGGAAGUAAGUCAGACUUGUUGCCGUGCGGUGAAAUGAGCUCGAGACUGUAACACACCAACGACUCUAGUCCGGGAGAGAACACGUCGAAGGUGAACCUGUGCGGCUGGACGCCAUGUCGGAUGCUUUGGACCGGUCCACCAGGCUCAGCCUGCUGAAGGAGCCGCUGGUGAAGAAGCUCUGCGAGGUGUUGGACAAAUCCAGCAAUAAGGGAUGGCGGAGGCUGGGAGAGAUAGUCGCCAAUGACAGACGGUUCAGAGUCAGCCCAGACGACAUGGAGAUGUGCUCCCUGAAGGUGCUGCAGCUGGAGGGGAGCCCGAGCCGCACGCUGCUGAGGCUGAUGGGGGACCGAGGCUGCACGGCGGGUCACCUGCUCGACUACCUUCAGACUCUGGGCAACUCGGAAGCCCUGCAGUGCCUGAAACCUUCGGCCCUGCAGAUCCUCAUCCAGCCCCAGUCGGUGGCUCUCAUAUCUGGACACAAUCUCCGCCUGAGCUGCCACGCUGUGGGCAAAUCUCCAGUUCAGUACCAGUGGUUCAAGAGCAAGGAAGAGGUGCCGAACAGCUUCUACUCGGACCUGGUGAUAAGCCCCGUCUACCUGAAGGACGCCGGCUUCUACAUCUGCAGGGUCAACUGCGGGGGGACUUUUGAGUUCAGCCAGUGGGUCCAAGUGGACGUGCUGAAUGUCAGCGUGUCAUGCGGGCAGGGUUAUCACUCCCUGGAGGGUCGGCUGAAGUUGGUGAUCCAGCCUCAGUCCCAGCGGACAUACGUUGGGGAAACCCUGCAGAUGGAGUGUGGCGCCGUGGGACGGCCCAUCCCUCGAUACCAGUGGCACAGAAAUGGAGCCCCGGUACCCAACGCCACCAGGAGGAAAUUAGCGAUCCCUCACUCGACGCAGGAUCACGCCGGCAGGUAUCGCUGCGAGAUCAGCAGCAGCACGGAGAGGAUGUGGACCAACGAAGUCGACGUCGCGAUCGCACCGCGGAUAUCCGUCCAGAUAUCAGAGGCAAUGGAGUGCUCCGAAGAUGAUGUUUACGCCAUCGGAGGAGUUUUGGGAUCGAGUGAGUUUCUCCUGAAUAACGUUCCAGAACAACUUUACGCUACGGACAAAGUGGCGCUGCUGAUCGGCAACCUGUCCUACCAGAACCACCCGCGGCUCAAAGCUCCCAUGGUGGACGUGUACGACCUCACCAACCUGCUGCGGCAGCUGAACUUCCAGGUCGUCUCCCUGCUCGACCUCACCGAGUCGGAGAUGAGGAACGCCGUGGACGAGUUCCUGUCGCUGCUCCACAAGGGAGUCUACGGUCUGCUGUACUACGCCGGUCACGGAUACGAGAACUACGGCAACAGCUUCAUGGUGCCGGUAGACGCGCCGAGCCCGUACCGGUCGGCCAACUGUUUGUGCGUGCAGAGCAUCCUCAAGCUGAUGCAGGAGAAGGAGACGGGACUCAACGUCUUCCUGCUGGACAUGUGCAGGAAGAGGAAUAUUCACGACGACAGCGCUCCCAACAUCGUCCUGAGGGUCACGGCCAACAUCGUCUUCGGCUACGCUACGUGCCAGGACGCCGAGGCGUUCGAGCUGAGCUCCAGCGGCCUCACCAACGGCGUGUUCGUCAAGUUUCUGAAGAGGCGCCUCCUCGACGACGAGAAGAUCACCGUGGUGCUGGACAGAGUCGCCGAGGACAUGGGUCAGUUUGACGCCACGAAGGGAAAGCAGGCUCUGGAGAUCCGCAGCAGCCUGUCGGACAGGAGGGCGCUGACCGACCCUAUCCUGCCCGGCGACAGCGCCGAUCUCGCUCACGCUCGCAGCCUCCAGUGGGCGAAGGCUCACGAGCUCCCUGAGAGCAUGUGUCUGAACUUUGACUGCGGCGCUCAGAUCAAGUUGGGCUUUGCUGCAGAGUUCUCCAACGUGCUCGUCAUCUACACCCACAUCGUUAAGAAGCCAGAGGACAUGUCCUUCCUCCAGGCACACGUCACCGACUUCUCACAGGACCUGGACGUUGAUCCUAAGGAGAUGAACAGAGAGACUCCAGAGGAGACGGGGAUCUACCUGCUGUCCAGCAACUUGCCGCAGCACUGCCUCUACACGCGAGUCAGCUCACUGCAGAAGCUCCGGGAGGAGCUGGUCUUCACCGUGUGCCUUCAGGGCACCUUCACCGCCAUGGACGACGAAUCCGUCCACUGGACCAAAAGCGUCGACAUUGGCAAGCCGCUGAUCGCCCGGCUGGACCUGAACCGGGCCGUGCGGCGGAACAGCUGCCUGCAGACGUGCAUGAUGCCCCACAGCCCGUCCCACAGCCCCUGCCACAGCCCCGGGCCCGAGCACCACCACCACCACCAUUGCGGGUCGCCGCAGGACCACAACCGCCUGUUGCCACAAGGCCACUACCUGGACGUCCACGAGCACCAGGGAGCGGUGGGGGUCUGCGGGGAUUCCCUGUACGUGGGCCAAUCUCACUCAGAAGCCGCGUGCGACUCCAGCUGUGGGCUCUCCAGCUCCCCGGGGAGGCUCAGCGUCCCCAUAGAGGCCACGGACGACAUCCACGAGCUGCAGACGGUGUUCAUCAACAGCCUGCAGCUUCAGCAGCAGUGAAAGCUUCUUACGUCCACGCCUACUUUGUAUCAUUUCUUUUUAGGAAUAUUAUAUUCUUCCAGUUAUCAGCAUUUUUGUUCCUCAACAAACGGUAUCUUGACUAUGUGAAGAAGAGCACAAGGUAAACGGCAAGAAAAAGAUGCUGGAAGGUUUUUGUCAUGAACAGAUAUGAAAUACCUCUUACUAAUAUUUGUAUAACAAUAGGAGCUAAACGCGUUGCAUGAAGACCAAGAUGAUACGGGUUCAAGCAGUCUGCGCAUUUUAACAUUUGUUCACGUCACGAGUCUCAAAAAUGCUUUGUAGUCAGUGGAAAUAUCAGACAUGUCUCAAGCCACAGUUAUUAUUCUUCUGUUUGUCUGUCGUACCAGAAGGCCUCUUUGUUAGAACUCACUUCCACCAGCUGCCUUGUUUCCUCCUUCAGUCUCAAUCUGCUCCUCAGGGAAACUUCAGUGAGUUUCGUGCAGAGAUUCAGGCCACUGUUCACUUUAUUAUCCCCGACAAGUUAACGUGGCUACUUGUGGACUGUGCUCUGCCCGCUUUAGGACGUCAGUCUUUGGGUUUGAGAACAACAUCUGUAACAUUUGUAACAAGGUCACCAUAAGGACAGACAGAAUGUGCUGCUCCGCGGUCCUUUCUCAUAUUAUUCAUUUCAUACAUGAGACAAUGUGGCAAAUGCAGAACUGAUUGAGUUGCGUCCCUGCUCAACCCCGUAGGACAAAGCACGAGCAGAGCAAGUGAUUCAAAACCUUUCUUGCUUUUUACGUGCUUUCUGUAAUACUGACAACUUCUUGAGAAACGAGGAGAAAAGACACAAAAAGAAAGUUGACAAACUGGUGUAGAGACAGAAUGGGAAUGUACGGAUGAAGACAGAAAAGAGCACCGCGAAGAGCCGUAUAACAACUAAAGUAAACUGAAGGACGGUGUGUGAUGAAGAUUGUGUGCAUUUAGCAUGUGUUACUCAGUGUUAUUAUAAACAUAAUAUAAUAUGA